AUGAGAGCAGUGCUAGAAAGCAGGUUACGAGCGCUGAGUAAUGUACAAUGUGUUCUAAACGUACGAUAGUGUUGGUGGAUACAAUGCUGAACUACGAUAUGGUAGACGCUGGUUAACAUUAAUUCAGCAAAAUCGGAAUUAUUGGAUAAAGACUAAAUCAAAAAUGUAUGCAGAGCGAAAAUAAAUAGCAUUCAUCAAAUGGAUCUGAUCUGAAUCAGCAUUUGCAAAAUACAUAAUUAUUUUAUGUGGUAUGAUAUAUCUGUUGGAAUUACACGAAGGCAUUGACUUAACCACAUAACUCCUUCGUCACUUAAUCUGCUGGCAUGUUGCAGGGCAAGUACAGCAGAGGUAAAGUGGUCGCUCACCGGAGAGAUAUCAACUGUCUGCCCGGCCUCCAGCAUUUGCUCCUCAGCUGCAACAACAUCACAAGUUUGGACGACAUUGCUUGUUUGGCCGAUUCCUCGCCGCACUCUGAAGUUACUCUGGAUGGAACUCCCCUCGUCAUAGAGUCAUGUUACAAGCAGAAUAUCCCUCGUUAUAUGGUGCAAUUACGACAGUUGGAUAUGAAGAAAAUAACAGAGGAAGAAAGGCGUACAACAUCAGCACUUGCAAGAAAAGAGGAAGAGAAAAAAAGGGAGAGUCAUAAGCAGGCAAAUCAAAAGGAGAAAAGAAAGUUAGCAAUCAAAAAUGCAGCUCAGCUCUGGGAUUCUCAUUUGCAGAAGGCUGACUCUGCCAGUAGGGUCUGUCUAGUGAUCCCAGCACAGAAUGAAAGUAAAGAGGAGAUCAACUUUGAAGAUGGCUCUGAACAGAACAAAAGGGUGGAACAAGAGCCAGAUGAGCUCAGGUCCCUUGAACCUGAAGGAAGAACUGGAGCACAGUGCCUGUCUGUCUCAGAUUCACACCUAGCAGAACUUGAUGGUAAUACUUUGCGACUUUUUGGUACUGGUGCUCUGGAUGCUUUGGAGAGAGGCUGGGGACUGCACACUGCUUCUGUUGUGAGCACAAUCUCCUUUUACUACAUUGACUAUGAACUUAUUGCAGCAAUUUUGUCCAGGAUACGCAUCAAAUUCCCCAGUGUUGUGCAUUUGGUCUUCUCUGACUCUAACAUUUAUCAGCUACAUCAGUUGGCUGCCCUGGCUCAUGUCCGCAGACUUGAUCAUCUGACUAUACAUCCCCAAGGAAAUCCAGUGGUCAGGUUAACACUUUGGAAGUCCUAUGUUCUUUUUAGACUGAGCCACCUCAAACUGCAGAGGAUUAAUGAUCAAGAGGUUACACUAAAUGAUUUAGUGAUGGCUGAGAAGCUGUUUGGAACUUUGGCUAACAUUGCAGAAACCGAAACAUCUCAUCAUCGCCUACUGCUGUUGCUUGGGGAAUCCAGCAGAAAGCGUCAACUGCAGUUCUUUCUGGAAGGCCGGGGCCGAACAGGACUGAGUCCAGAAAGCAUCCGUGAAAAUGGAAAGUUGCCUGGGGAAGGCCUUGGCCGGGCAUUACUCACCUACCCAAGCAGAGAUGCUCCCAAAAAUGAGGAGAAUGCUCAUGCUCAGCUAAGCCAUCAUUAUGUGAAAAUGCUACUGCAGGAGGCAGUGGCCAUCAACCAGAAAAUGGAGACACUGCACAAGCAAUGGCCCUUAUUGUUCAUGGAACUGGUCCGAGACAGUGUGAUGGAAAUGAGGGACAAAUCGGCUUUCAGAAGAGUCUGUCUUCAAAGAAUUGCUGAGACCAAAUAAGGAACAUUCAAAUUCAUUCCUUUAUAUUUUUCCUUGAGCCAUUAAAAAUGUAAUGCAAAUGUGCCACCUUUUAUCAAACUUCUUGAUCAUCUUGAAACCCGUUUGCACGCUGCUACACCAGCUGGCUGUAGAUCACCCUGCACAACUCCUCUUCAAGAAAUGCAAAUAAAUGUCAAGGACUGCAUUACGUGAGCCUUCUACUUACAGGGAUUUUGUCUUCUGUAACCACAUCUGACAUUGAAUUUGUUGUGACACGAGUAUAGCGUGUCUUCCGUUUCAGAGAUCUGAUACCAAGUAGCAAUCCGGAG
This is a messenger RNA of Polypterus senegalus (gray bichir), 2035 nucleotides long. RefSeq names its product leucine-rich repeat-containing protein 49-like. Bases 324 to 1727 code for a protein of 467 amino acids. The record is from RefSeq and is a predicted model, not a curated record. Gene Ontology annotation, biological process: mRNA splicing, via spliceosome. Gene Ontology annotation, molecular function: protein binding; U2 snRNA binding. The transcript has 10 exons. NCBI's taxonomy places the organism in Eukaryota, Metazoa, Chordata, Cladistia, Polypteriformes, Polypteridae.